Molecule: messenger RNA, 3996 nt
Organism: Hipposideros armiger (great roundleaf bat)
Lineage: Eukaryota; Metazoa; Chordata; Mammalia; Chiroptera; Hipposideridae
Gene: ATP8A1
Product: ATPase phospholipid transporting 8A1
Exons: 35
Coding region: 98-3331 (1077 amino acids)
Biological process (GO): phospholipid translocation
Cellular component (GO): plasma membrane; trans-Golgi network
Molecular function (GO): ATP hydrolysis activity; ATP binding; ATPase-coupled intramembrane lipid carrier activity
Source: RefSeq, a predicted model, not a curated record
GCUGAGCGAUCGCUCGGCACAGCCAGAUCUUCCGCCUGCGCGGCGCAGUGACAGGUGCAGAGUCUGGGCUGAAGACCCACCUGCGGCCGUUUCCACGAUGCCCACCAUGCGGAGGACUGUGUCGGAGAUCCGCUCCCGCGCUGAGGGUUAUGAGAAGACUGAUGAUGUUUCUGAGAAGACAUCACUGGCUGACCAGGAAGAAAUACGGACUAUAUUCAUCAACCAGCCCCAGCUGACAAAAUUCUGCAAUAACCACGUCAGCACUGCAAAAUACAACAUAAUCACAUUCCUUCCAAGAUUUCUCUACUCUCAGUUCAGAAGAGCCGCCAAUUCAUUUUUUCUCUUUAUUGCACUGCUUCAGCAAAUACCUGAUGUAUCACCAACAGGUCGCUAUACAACCCUGGUUCCUCUCUUAUUUAUUUUAGCUGUGGCAGCUGUCAAAGAGAUAAUUGAAGAUAUUAAACGACAUAAAGCUGACAAUGCAGUGAACAAGAAACAGACACAAGUGUUGAGAAAUGGUGCUUGGGAAAUUGUGCACUGGGAAAAGGUGGCAGUAGGGGAAAUAGUGAAAGUGACCAAUGGGGAACACCUCCCAGCAGAUCUCAUCAGCCUGUCCUCAAGUGAGCCCCAGGCCAUGUGCUACAUUGAAACAUCCAACUUGGAUGGUGAAACAAACUUGAAAAUCAGACAGGGCUUACCAAUAACAUCAGAUAUAAAAGACAUUGACAGCUUGAUGAGAAUUUCUGGCAGAAUCGAGUGUGAAAGUCCAAACAGACAUCUCUACGAUUUUGUUGGAAACAUAAGGCUUGAUGGACACGGCCCACCUCCCCCUACAGAUGGUGGUGCUAAUAAUUUUGGCCUGAAUUUCUUGACCUUCAUCAUCCUUUUCAACAAUCUCAUUCCUAUCAGCUUGUUGGUUACAUUAGAAGUGGUGAAAUUUACCCAGGCAUACUUCAUAAAUUGGGAUCUUGACAUGCACUAUGAACCCACAGACACUGCUGCUAUGGCUCGAACAUCUAAUCUGAAUGAGGAACUUGGCCAGGUAAAAUACAUAUUUUCUGACAAAACUGGUACUCUGACAUGCAAUGUAAUGCAAUUUAAGAAGUGCACCAUAGCUGGAGUUGCUUAUGGCCAUGUCCCUGAACCCGAGGAUUAUGGCUGCUCUCCCGAUGAAUGGCAGAGCUCACAGUUUGGAGACGAAAAAACAUUUAGUGAUUCAUCAUUGCUGGAAAAUCUCCAAAACAAUCAUCCAACUGCACCUAUAAUAUGUGAAUUCCUUACAAUGAUGGCAGUUUGUCACACAGCAGUACCAGAGCGAGAGGGUGAUACGAUUAUUUAUCAAGCAGCAUCUCCAGAUGAGGGAGCCUUGGUCAGAGCAGCCAAGCAAUUGAAUUUUGUUUUCACUGGAAGAACACCUGACUCAGUGAUUAUAGAUUCGCUGGGGCAAGAAGAAAGAUAUGAAUUGCUCAAUGUCCUGGAGUUCACCAGUGCUCGAAAAAGAAUGUCAGUGAUUGUUCGCACUCCAUCCGGGAAGUUACGACUUUACUGCAAAGGAGCUGACACUGUAAUUUAUGAUCGACUGGCGGAGACUUCAAAAUACAAAGACAUUACGCUAAAACAUUUAGAGCAGUUUGCUACAGAAGGGUUAAGAACUUUAUGUUUUGCUGUGGCUGAGAUUUCAGAGAGCGACUUCCAAGAGUGGCGAGCAGUCUAUCAGCGCGCAUCCACAUCUGUGCAAAACAGGCUGCUCAAACUGGAAGAGAGUUACGAGCUAAUUGAAAAGAAUCUUCAGCUACUUGGAGCUACAGCCAUUGAGGAUAAAUUACAAGAUCAAGUGCCUGAGACCAUAGAAACUCUGAUGAAAGCAGACAUCAAACUCUGGAUCCUGACAGGGGAUAAGCAAGAAACCGCCAUCAACAUUGGGCACUCCUGCAAACUUCUGAGGAAGAACAUGGGAAUGAUUGUUAUAAAUGAAGGCUCUCUUGAUGGAACAAGGGAAACUCUCAGUCGUCAUUGCACAACCCUUGGUGAUGCUCUUCGGAAAGAGAAUGAUUUUGCUCUUAUAAUUGAUGGGAAAACCCUCAAGUAUGCCUUAACUUUCGGAGUACGACAGUAUUUCCUGGACUUAGCUUUGUCGUGCAAAGCUGUUAUUUGCUGCAGGGUCUCUCCUCUUCAAAAAUCUGAAGUCGUUGAGAUGGUUAAGAAACAAGUCAAAGUCAUAACGCUUGCAAUUGGUGAUGGAGCAAAUGACGUCAGCAUGAUACAGACGGCGCAUGUUGGUGUUGGCAUAAGUGGCAAUGAAGGCCUUCAGGCAGCUAAUUCUUCUGAUUACUCCAUAGCUCAGUUCAAGUAUUUGAAGAAUUUAUUGAUGGUUCAUGGUGCCUGGAACUAUAACAGAGUCUCCAAGUGCAUUUUGUACUGCUUCUACAAGAAUAUAGUCCUCUAUAUUAUUGAGAUCUGGUUUGCCUUUGUUAAUGGCUUUUCUGGACAGAUCCUCUUUGAGAGAUGGUGUAUAGGUCUUUAUAAUGUGAUGUUUACAGCAAUGCCUCCCUUAACUCUCGGAAUAUUUGAGAGAUCGUGCAGAAAAGAGAACAUGUUGAAAUAUCCUGAAUUAUACAAAACGUCUCAGAACGCCUUGGACUUCAACACCAAGGUUUUCUGGGUUCAUUGUUUAAAUGGCCUCUUCCACUCAGUUAUUCUGUUUUGGUUUCCACUAAAAGCCCUUCAGUAUGGCACUGUAUUUGGAAAUGGAAAAACCUCUGACUAUCUGCUAUUGGGAAACUUUGUUUACACUUUUGUGGUGAUAACUGUGUGUUUGAAGGCUGGAUUGGAGACAUCAUACUGGACAUGGUUCAGCCACAUAGCAAUUUGGGGCAGCAUCUCACUGUGGGUGGUCUUUUUUGGAAUCUACUCAUCUCUGUGGCCUGCUGUUCCGAUGGCCCCUGACAUGUCAGGAGAGGCAGCCAUGCUGUUCAGUUCUGGAGUCUUUUGGACCGGCCUCCUGUUUAUUCCUGUGGCUUCUUUACUUCUUGACGUGGCAUACAAGGUUAUCAAGAGGACUGCUUUUAAAACAUUAGUAGAUGAAGUUCAAGAACUGGAGGCGAAAUCUCAAGAUCCAGGAGCAGUCGUGCUGGGAAAAAGCCUCACAGAGAGGGCACAACUGCUCAAGAACGUCUUUAAGAAGAAUCACGUAAAUUUGUACCGGUCUGAAUCAUUGCAACAAAACUUGCUCCAUGGGUAUGCUUUCUCUCAAGAUGAAAAUGGAAUCGUCUCACAGUCAGAAGUGAUUAGAGCAUAUGAUACCACAAAGCAGAGACCUGAUGAAUGGUGAUGGAGAGGGGCUGCCAGGCAGGCCCUUCUGCGUCUCUAAGGAGAGCUCCCAGGUCUUCACUGGAAUCUGCUGACCAAUUCCAGCCUGGUCCAAGGAGGGGAAAGGUGGAUCUGAGCUCAUCUCAUUGAUUGACAGUCAGAUUCAUGUAUAUUAUAGACAUAAGCACUGUGCAACUCUACUGUAACACCAUCUCUUUCCGAUUUUUUUUAAGGAUUUGCAAAGUCUUUGUAAACAGAAAUUGAAAACGAUCUUGUAUCUUGCCAGAGUGCUUUCUUAAACUGAGAAUAGGUCAGUAUUCUUAAGCCGUUACUCUGGGGCUGUAGCUAUCAAUCUACUGGACAUACCACAAGGUGACCAACCCUUAUAACACCCUGAAAUGGUAAUAAGGUAAAGGGACUCUUGAUGUCCAGAUUUAGAUUUCAGAAUAUGCUGAAAAAAAAACAGCAUUCUUAAGGAACUAACUCACCUUACUGAGCAAAAUUUCUAAACAAGACAUUAAUAAGUGUUUGUGUCAAAAAAAAUUGUCUCGAUAAAUGUUUGCCAAAGAAGUUCAAUAAAUGUAUUUCUCAUUCAGUAGUCAUUUGCCCAGAAAUUUAAGAGAAAAUUUACCUCCAGUUCUACUGUAAGCUCGGCAUGCUUGACUUUUCCAAUGUAAGAGUGAUUUG